UGUGCCAUCGCCCCCCCGUCCUAUCACCACCACCACCAUCGGCAGCAGCAGUAUCGGCAGCACGGGUUCCCGCCUGCCUACAGCCGGCUCCCGUACGAGCAGCCGUCCAACGAGCGCUGGAACGCCCGUCUGCGCGUGAGCCCCGCAAAGCCGCAACACAUGUUGGACCAGGAAGAGGUUCACCCUUUGCUGAUGCGCGAGAGGCGCUCCGAGUCGCACAGGAACAAGCUGCUACGCCGUACGGUCAGCGUUCCCGUUGAGGGACGCCCGCACCCCGACAUGCACGAUCAGCGACCUCGUCGGAAGAGCAUCGCCACUGGGAAGCAGCCCAGCAUGGACGUCCCCCCCAACGCCCCCCUCCAACCCUUCCGACAAUCCAGUUUCCUGAGCAGGAGGUUGAAGGGCUCCAUCAAGAGGGCUAAGAGUCAGCCCAAACUGGACCGCAGCAGCAGUUUCCGCCAGAUGAUCCUGCCCCGCUUCCGCAGUGCCGACCAGGACAGGACUCGUUUGAUGCAAAGCUUCAAGGAGUCGCACUCGCACGAGUCGCUGCUGUCGCCCAGCGGCGCGGCCGAGGCGCUGGACCUGACGCUGGACGAGGACGCCGUCAUCAAGCCGGUCCACUCCAGCAUCCUCGGCCAGGAGUACUGCUUCGAGGUGACCACCGCGUCGGGGACCAAGUGCUUCGCGUGUCGCUCGGCGGCCGAGAGAGACAAGUGGAUCGAGAACUUGCAGAGAGCCGUCAAGCCCAACAAGGACAACAGCCGCCGCGUGGACAACGUGCUGAAGCUGUGGAUCAUCGAGGCGCGAGAGCUGCCCGCCAAGAAGCGCUACUACUGCGAGCUGUGCCUUGACGACAUGCUGUACGCGCGCACCACCAGCAAGCCGCGCACCGACACCGUCUUCUGGGGGGAGCACUUUGAAUUCAACAACCUGCCCGCCGUGCGAAACCUACGCCUGCACCUCUACAAGGAGACUGACAAGAAAAGACGCAAGGAAAAAAGCACCUAUUUAGGGCUGGUGAGCAUCCCCAUCUCCAGCAUCACGGGGCGUCAGUUCGUGGAGCAGUGGUACCCCGUCAUCCAGCCCAGCGUCCUGACCAAGGGGGCGGGAGUGGGCGUGGGCGGCGGCGGCGGCAAGAUCAUCAACGCCUCCUUGCGCCUCAAGUCGCGCUUCCAGACCAUGAACAUCCUGCCCAUGGAGCUCUACAAGGAGUUCGCCGAGUACGUCACCAACAACUACCGCACCCUCUGCGCCGUUUUGGAGCCCGUGCUCAGCGUCAAGAGUAAAGAGGAGGUGGCCUGUGCCCUGGUGCACAUUCUGCAGAGCACCGGAAAAGCCAAGGACUUCCUGUCGGACAUGGCCAUGUGCGAGGUGGACCGAUUCAUCGACCGGGAGCACCUCAUCUUCAGAGAGAACACGCUGGCCACCAAAGCCAUAGAAGAGUACCUCAAGCUCAUCGGACACAAGUACCUCAAGGACGCCAUCGGGGAGUUCAUCCGCGCCUUGUACGAAUCGGAGGAAAACUGCGAGGUGGACCCCGUACGGACGCCCCCCUCCGUGCUGCCCGACCACCAGGCCAACCUCAGGAUGUGCUGCGAGCUGGCCCUCUGCAAGAUCCUCAAUUCACAAUGCGUGUUCCCCCGCGAGCUGAAGGAGGUGUUCGCGUCGUGGCGCGUGCGCUGUGCCGAGCGCGGGCGCGAGGACAUCGCCGAGCGCCUGAUCAGCGGCUCGCUCUUCCUGCGCUUCCUGUGUCCCGCCAUCAUGUCGCCGUCACUCUUCAACCUGACGCAGGAAUAUCCCGACGAGCAGACCAGUAGAACCCUCACGCUCAUCGCCAAAGUGCUGCAGAACCUCGCCAACUUUUCCAAGUUCGGCGUGAAGGAGGACCACAUGUGCUUCAUGAACGAGUUUGUGGAGCUGGAAUGGGGCUCCAUGCAGCACUUCCUCUACGACGUGUCCAACGCCGACGGCGCGGGAAACGCCGGCGCCUUCGAGGGCUACGUGGACCUAGGACGCGAGCUCUCCGUGCUGCACGGCCUCCUGUGGGAGGCGGUGGCACAGCUGGGCAAGGACGCCAUCGUCAAGCUGGGCCCUCUGCCGCGCCUCCUGAACGACAUCAGCGUGGCGCUGCGGAACCCGCACCUCCAGCGGCAACCCAGCCACCAAGCAGAGCGACCCCCGUCCCGACCCGCCUUCGACCGCCAGGGCUCCUCCGACUUCCACAACCUCGUCAUGAGGGACCUCAACAGCUCUAUGGACACCAGCCGCCUGCCUUCGCCUACCUCCACCGGCGGGAUGAUGGCGUCCCGCUCGCAAAUGAGUUUUCAGGAGCGCGAGCGCUUCCUCCGGCGAGAGCCGUCCAAGGACGCGUACUACGCGUCCCGCCCCCCGCUGGCCCGCUCCAGUCCGGCCUACUGCACCAGCAGCUCGGACAUCACCGAACCCGACGGCAAGGAUUCCCGAAUGAACAGCGUGUCUAACCUGAUGUCGGUGGACAUGCUCAACUCCUCCCAGGCCUCGGUCGCCGGCACGGGCAGCUUCGGGGGCCCGGGCGGCGGCGGCAGGUUGUCGGGCGGCUCCGGCGGCCUGCGCCUGAGCCGGCUGGCCGCCGUCGACUCGCUGUCCCGGCAGCAACAACUGCAGGCCGCCGCCAUGCGCUACCCGCUUUCCUUCCAGAAUCCCCUCUUUCACCUGGCGGCGACGGCCGACGGGCCCCAACGCCGGCCCCAGCAGCACCACCAACACCACCAGCAUCGCGCUCAGCCCCCCGCGCCCCUGCUGCUGACCCCCGAGCCCGCCGGCUACGUGCCGCAGUUCGCCCACGGUGGCUUCUCUCGCAGCGAGGACCUGUCCACCCUUCGCGCCCGCGACGCCCACCUGACCCAGCCCAGCAUCAUCCACUCGCACAGCUACAGCGACGACUACGGCAGGGCCGACUACGCCCGACGUCAGAUGUCCGUGCACAUGCAGGAUCAUCAGCAUCAAAUGACGGGGGGCCUGACGUCGCAGACGGGCACCUCCCACUCCUCUUUGGCUACCACACCUCCCUCCACUGUGCAACCUCGAGCGCCGCCCCUUCCCGCCCAACGCGUCAAGUCCCAGACGUCCCACCAGCUGUCGGUCGGCGGCGGCGCCGUCCCGGCCAAGUCCCGGCCGCCGAGCGGCAACCUCCUGCAGUCGCCCGAGUCGGCCUUCGGGGGCGGGCGGCAGCAGCUGCCGCGCGGCGGCGGGCUCGGCCGCCAGAUGUCCAGCAAGGACAACGCGGCGCCGGGGCUGCCCCGUCAGCAGAGUUCGGUCCGGGAGUCGGGGAGUCCGCAGGGGACCGGCAGCCCCGCCACGCAGCAGUCGCCCCAGCAGUCCCAGCAGACGCCUGCGGCUCCGCCUCAGCAGCAUCUACUCAAGCCCAACGUCGCAAAACAGGCCAGUUGAGCGCCUUCCGGGUUGACGGCGGGGACGCCGGCCAACGAGCGGACGGUGGCCUGGGUGUCCAACAUGCCUCACCUGUCGGCGGACAUCGAGAGCUCGCGCAUCGACCGCGAGGACUUCAAGCUCAAGGAGUACUCCAAGAGCAUGGACGAGUCGCGCAUGGACAGGGUGCGCGAGUACGAGGAGGAGAUCAACUGCCUGAAGGAGCGGCUGGUGAUGUCGCACAAGAAGCUGGAGGAGUACGAGCGCCGCCUCCUGACGCAGGAGCAGCAGACCAACAAAAUCCUCCUCCAGUACCAGAAUCGGCUGGAGGACAGCGAGCGCCGCCUUCGCCAGCAGCAGGUGGAGAAAGACUCUCAAAUUAAAGGCAUCAUCAACAGACUGAUGGCCGUGGAGGAUGAAAUUCGAGGAGGACACGUCAUUGAGAGCAAAAGCAGGAUUUUCCCCGAUCAGGGGAGACGUCCGUCCAUCCUAGCGCAGCCUCGUCUCGCCCCCGUCCCACCCCGAGUGUCCAGCCACUCGCAAAGCUUCAUGGAGGACAGCGUGGAAGCUAACUGGCUGCUACGCCAACAGCGCCUCGCGGCGGGCUGGCGCAGCCAAAUGUCCCGCGCGCUUUCCCGCGACGCCGUGGGCUGA
Molecule: messenger RNA, 4062 nt
Organism: Nerophis lumbriciformis (worm pipefish)
Lineage: Eukaryota; Metazoa; Chordata; Actinopteri; Syngnathiformes; Syngnathidae
Source: RefSeq, a predicted model, not a curated record